This is a messenger RNA of Lodderomyces beijingensis, 922 nucleotides long. NCBI's taxonomy places the organism in Eukaryota, Fungi, Ascomycota, Pichiomycetes, Serinales, Debaryomycetaceae. The record is from the annotation of a GenBank genome assembly.
AUGCCAUUAGUUGUCCAAGAACAAGGUUCAUUCCAGCACAUUUUACGGUAUGUGAUUUAAUGGCUUGUUCCGCCUAAAAUUUAAGAGAGAGAGACGGGGAAUGUUGGAGCGAAAUGGAGGGCAGAAUCCAUCAACUGAUUGAACCCCUAGGAGGGAAUUUUAAGAAUAGAGAAUAUCAUAUAAGAGACAGCAUUGUAUUGAGACCAUGAUCAGAGCCUAUUGAAGCUUUAAAGGAGUUUUUGAGAAUAGUGACUUCAUUUUCGACCACACCGUUUGUUCAUCAAGAAUCAUCCACAACCACACGGUGAUCAUUUUUGGGAAAAUCUAGGAUCAGGAGAACCAUCUGUGAAAAUCUUCCCAUUAUCCAGUGAUGAACUCCUCAUUUGUGACCGCCCAUCAGGGUUUGCCUUGUGUGCUCUCAUAUUCAGCUUUGAACAAGAGUUCUCAAAUAUGCUCCAACCCCUUCCACGUGAAUCUCCAAAAUAGUGCUCCACUUUUGAGCUAGCUUUACUAACAUCCAUUUUCUUUUAGUUUGUUGAACACCAACAUCGAUGGUAGAAUCAAGAUCAUGUACGCCUUGACCAAGAUCAGAGGUGUCGGUAGAAGAUACUCCAACUUGGUGUGCAAAAAAGCCGAUGUUGACUUGAACAAGAGAGCCGGUGAAUUGACCCAAGAAGAAUUGGAGAGAAUCGUCACCAUAAUGCAAAACCCAACCAACUUCAAGAUCCCAACUUGGUUCUUGAACAGACAAAAAGAUCAAGUUGACGGUAAGGAUUACCACGUCUUGGCCAACAACUUGGAAUCCAAAUUGAGAGAUGACUUGGAAAGAUUGAAGAAGAUCAGAUCGCACAGAGGUAUCAGACACUUCUGGGGCUUGAAAGUCAGAGGUCAACACACCAAAACUACUUCCCGUGGUCGUUAA